Messenger RNA from Rhizophagus irregularis DAOM 181602=DAOM 197198, 1253 nucleotides. The record is from RefSeq and is a predicted model, not a curated record. Lineage: Eukaryota; Fungi; Glomeromycota; Glomeromycetes; Glomerales; Glomeraceae.
GAAAUUGCUGAUGCACCCAAAUGUACUGAAAUUAAUUUAAAGGAAGGGCAAUUUAUGGAAAAAGAUAUCUUUUUAUUUGAAGAUAUUGAUACAAAUAAAAGAACUAAUAAUUCAACUUGUACUGUCAUUGAAUAUAGUAAAGUAUCCUUAAAAUUCAAAACGGAACCCAAUCCAGAAUUCAUCAAAGCUGUAAAAGAUGCUAUAGAGUCUAAAGAUCCUAGAAAAUUUAGAAAGAUUACAGAAGAAUUUGGUAAAUUCGUUCCAAAAGAAGAAGUUAUUCUAGGAGCAAGGGCUUAUUUUGUUAAUACAAAUUCAAGCAAUUCCAGUAAAAAUUGUACAAAGUAUACAAAUCUUAAAUUAAUUGGAGGAAAGAAAUUUAUUUCUAAAGAUUUUAAUAAAAAGGAAUGGCUUAAUUCAUUAGAAGAAUUUAGAAAUUGGGAUUGCAUAAAAAUUAAAAAUCCAAUUAGCAUUUUCAAACUUUUACCUGAAGAUUUGCGCAAGGAAAUCUUUUUAUUAGUUGGAAAAAAAAUUCUUUAUUUAAGCACUGAAAUUUAUGAAUUUAAAUUAAACAAACCCGGAAAUCAUGAAAAUUUAAAACUAAAAAACAUACCAAAAGAUAUUUUAGAAACUCUUAAAGAUGAAGUUGCAGAAUGUAGUAUCUUUGCAACGGUUGUUGAUAAAAACAGAAUGAAUAAUGAUAUUUUUAAUUGUCAGAUCUUUUGGCCACCAAAUCAAGAACCAAAACUUAUAAUACAUUGUAUUCAAAAAAAAUUUAAAGAACGUAAAUGUAAAUUGAAAAUUAUGAUCAUGAUUACCGGUUAUGAUAUGAAUUUUAAUUUUGAUCGCCCAGAUUUUAAUAUUCAAUUUAAAGUUGAAAGUCACAAUUUUAAUGCAUCAGAUAAUCAAACUCAGGAACGUCUAUUAGCAGCAGACUCAUCUCAUUGUUUUGGAAUUCCUGUAUUAAGAAAAUUGGAUGAUUCAGCUAACUCUCUUAUAAUUGGCCAUCAUUUUUAUAACUUUGGAAAUGAAAGAACUGGAUUGUACACAUAUUCUUAUUGUUCGAAAAAUAAUUGUUAUGAUCAUUUACCCGAUUUUACUUUUCAUACAUUCGUCAUCCUGGAUUAUAGUUCUAAUUGUUCUGAGAUGUCAUCUUUUAAUCAUAGUAAAUUUAUAAAAAAUAUCUUAACUAAGCAUGAUUCCUUAAAACCAAAAUUUAUAAGUUUGUAUUCUACUACAAAAGAAAAUGAUUGGAA